Pygocentrus nattereri (red-bellied piranha) is the source of this 5935-nucleotide messenger RNA. RefSeq names its product solute carrier family 7 member 11 (gene slc7a11). Gene Ontology annotation, biological process: amino acid transmembrane transport. Lineage: Eukaryota; Metazoa; Chordata; Actinopteri; Characiformes; Serrasalmidae. The record is from RefSeq and is a predicted model, not a curated record. Gene Ontology annotation, cellular component: membrane. The transcript has 12 exons. Gene Ontology annotation, molecular function: L-amino acid transmembrane transporter activity. The coding region runs from base 171 to 1637 and encodes 488 amino acids.
GAAAGUUUGCUCUGGCUGGGGAACACCUAGUUCCUGUCAGGUUUUUCCAGCUGAGAAAAAGACGACACAGUGACACACGACAUUGUUACAGCGUCUGCAGUGGAGGCUGUAAAACACAGGCUGGGUCAGUUUGCACUGAGUGAGAGUGUUUGUGUUUGUGAAUCUUUACAAUGACCAGAAAGGCCUCUCAGAAUGGACAGACCAAAGCAGACAGGGGUGUCAAAGCAGCAUGUGACCCCCCAGGUAAAGUGGAGCUGAGGAAAAAGGUUACUCUGCUGCGAGGAAUCUCCAUCAUCAUUGGCACUAUCAUCGGAGCGGGAAUUUUCAUUUCUCCAAAGGGCAUCCUGCAAAAUUCCGGAAGCAUAGGAAUGUCCCUGGUGGUGUGGGUGGCCUGUGGGUUGCUGUCUUUAUUCGGUGCUCUGUCCUAUGCUGAGCUGGGCACCAGCAUAAAGAAGUCUGGAGGUCACUACACGUACAUUCUGGAGGCCUUCGGCCCGCAGGUGGCUUUCGUACAGCUGUGGGCAGACAUCAUCGCCAUUAGGCCUGCAGGUGUGGCUGUGAUUUCUCUGGCUUUUGCCCGUUACAUUUUGGAGCCGAUCUUUAUGCCGUGUGGAGUCCCUCAGAUGGCCAUCAAGCUGACCACAGCAAUCGGAAUCACUAUGGUGAUGUACAUUAACAGUAUGAGUGUGAGCUGGACAGCCAGGCUGCAGAUCUUCCUCACAUUCAGCAAACUGCUGGCCAUCAGCAUCAUCAUAAUCCCAGGACUGUACCAACUGUUUAAAGGAGAGACCAAAAACUUCCAGAAUGCAUUUCAAGUGGACACAGUCCAGCUGACCAACCUGCCCCUUGCCUUCUACUCAGGGAUGUAUGCCUAUGCUGGCUGGUUUUACUUGAAUUUUGUGAUAGAGGAGGUGGAAAAUCCUGAGAGAAAUGUCCCCUUGGCUAUAUGCAUCUCCAUGGUGAUCGUUACUGUCGGCUACACAUUAGCCAAUGUGGCCUACUACACAGUUAUUUCAGCAGCAGAGCUACUGGCCUCGCAUGCCGUUGCUGUGACAUUUGCAGAGAAGCUGAUGGGCAACUUCUCCAUGGCAGUUCCAAUAUUUGUAGCUCUUUCGUGCUUUGGUUCUAUGAAUGGUUGUCUGUUUGCCAUCUCUAGAAUUUUUUAUGUAGCCUCUCGAGAGGGUCAACUUCCUCAGAUCCUGUCUAUGAUUCAUGUCCGCCGACAUACACCGAUAGCUGCUGUUAUUAUUCUGUAUCCUGUCACUAUGCUCAUCCUAUUUCUGGGGGACCUCUACAGUCUGCUGAACUUCAUGAGCUUUCUACGCUGGUUCUUCAUUGGGGUUGCCGUAACAGGGCUCAUCUACAUGCGCUACACACGACCAGAGAUGCCCCGCCCCUUCAAGGUUCCCAUUUUUAUCCCAGCUGUUUUCACCUUCACAAGCUUCUUCAUGGUCUUCCUCUCGCUGUACUCUGACCCGGUCAACACCGGCAUUGGCUUUGCCAUCUCGCUCACGGGAAUCCCUGCUUAUUACAUUUUUAUUGUCUUCAACAAGAAACCCAAGUGGUUCCAGAGAUUCUCAGACUCUGUGAAGACAUCACUACAGAUCAUCCUGGAGGUAGUUCCUGCUGAUAACUGACCCUUCCUGACACCCCUUGUCCCUCCUUCCUUUUUUCAUUCCUUUCUUUUAUAGAACAUGCUCCCUUCAUCCCUCCCUCAUUUUCAUUCCUCUUUUAUGUUUUGUAGAAAACACUCCUCUGAGUGAUAUGCUCUCGCUGUCUCUCGCACCACAAGAGAGAAUGAGAGAGACCUUUCAGUACCCAUGCAGGAAAACACUUUCACUAUCACUGUCUCCUCUGAACCGUAAAUGCGUUCAUACACAGCAGCUAGAAUUUGUAUUCACCUUCUUUUGGCAGGGCCUUAUAUUAGUUUGGCUACCCAUGUAGUCUACAGCAGUCGGUAUUGGAAGUCCUGAAGUUCUACCUUUCUGCAGACUUUCUAAUCUAAAAUUUAACAGAUCUGAUCCAGCUUCAGAACACCUUGGUUAAUAUGGGUUGGAACUGAACGGAGCUCUAAGGACCUACACUGAGCCAAAUUCCAUUAGUCUUAUAUAACUGUAGUUACAUAUUAUUGCUGUCAAAAGAAAACAUCUCCAAAAUGCUGUACGUGUUUUAUUUAGUGCCAAAAGAAGUUCUAUACUUGCAUCUAUAGCUGAUCCCUUUUUGGUGCUUUAUGGUAUGUAAAACCAUUUUUAAAAAGGUUCUUUAAGGAAGCAGGUAAAACAGGUCGUUCAUAGAGAAGAACCAUAUGCCAUUCAAAGGGUUCUUUGAGAUGUCAUGGUUCUACAUAUAACCUUGCCUAUGCCAAAGAACCCUUGAAGAACCAAUUUUUUAAAAAGAUCUACCUACAGAGUAUUGAGAACAUCUGUAAACAUCUACACAAUGUAGCCUAAAAUGAAUCUGUCCUUUUCAAAUAAAACUGAAAUGUUCAAGUUUUCUAAUGACAGCAAUGAUAUGCAUCCAACAUCUCUUCUGUCUUGCAACUUGUAAAAAAUUUUAAGCAGAAGAGGCUGUCAGAGUGUCUCUAGAUAGAUAGAUACUUUAUUGAUCCUGAAGGAAAUUUAGCAAUGUUAAGAAGGACAUUCAGAAAUUGGUCUAAUUACAUGUGCGCUGACAGGCUCACGCAGCAGACUGAAAGUGGGAACGUGCUGCUCGAGGAUGUGACAUUAGCCCAGCUUGGAUGAGCAGUUUGAUGUAAUUGUGGAGAAAAUGAUCAGUCACAGAUGUCCUGCAGUGUGCUUGCUCUACACGGUGCCCAUGCCAGCUAGCAGAACCCCACUGCCAACACAGACACGUAAUUGGUCAUUCGGGGAAAUUCAGUGGUUGCCAGCUUCAUAUGCUAGCUUCAGUUCAAGAGAGUAGAUAUACACUAGCAUGAAAUGAAAACUGACAAUGUGCACUCUUCAAAAUUAAGGUGUCAAAAGGGUUCUUUGGAGUAUUGCCAAAAAAGAACCACUUUCGGUUCCCUAAUGAUCCUGUCAAUGCAACACUUCAGCAUUCACAAACCUAGUCUCUGUAUUUUGCAGCUGUUGGCAUAAUUUGCAAUUUAUGUUGACUCAAAACAGACUGGCACUGACAUCUGGUAUACACACUUUAAAAUGAUGAUUCUUCAAGGGUUCUUUAGAAAAGAAAAUGGUUCUAUGUGGACCCAUGAACACUCAAAGAAUCCUUCCCUUUACAGGAUGAAAGUAUUCUUUGCAUGGUGAAAUGGUUCUUCAGAUUGAUGGAGAAUGCAUUGUAUACGGUUCUACAUAGAAUCUUUUGAAAAGGGAUCUAAAUAGAACCAAAAAUGUUUUUCUAUUGUGACAAGCUUGACCUUGACCGUAGCAAUAAAAGAACCUGGCCCUAUAUGGAACCCUUGUCUAAAGGGGUUUUUAAUGGAAUUAUCUAUAACAUAUUCUCCAUCAAUCUGAAAACCAUUUGACCAUGCAAUGAACCCUUAAUCAUGCAAAAUAUUCAUGGUUCUAUUUAGAAUCACAUAUAGAACUGCUUUCUUUUCUGAAGAAGUAUAAUUUUUAAAUGUGUAUAUUUUUGUUCUGUGUGGGGAAAUACCAGGGAACGUAGCUAAACUGCUGAUGCAGAUAGAGAUCAGGUUGAAAUCUUUCCUUUAAAGACCACUAAUUGGUUCUUCAAAGAACUGAAGGCGCUUCUUCUAUGGCAGGAGUGCCCAUUCCUGGUCCUGGAGACUUAGCACCCUGGAAAGAUCUAUCACACCUAUUUCUUAUAUUCUCCUUUAGAUGUGUUAGAUUAUAGUUGGAAUAUGGAUGAUUAUGGCUGAAUUUUACAUCAUGGUAGAUAUCCUGUACCAGGAUUAGGUCUCUGUUCUAUGGCUUUGCUGCAAAGAACCCUUUUGGCACCUUUAUGUGCAAGAGUGUGAAGCAUGAGCACUUCAAUACUACGCUUUGCUGAGGUAUGUUUGUACCUUAACCAUCCAUCUAGCAGUUAGUAAUGACAUUUAUAUCGAUUAUUUCAUACCUCAAAAUACAGUUCUGUAUGAGGAAUGUUCACACUAAGAAUGACUGCAGAUCCACGUGGAAUUUGCACAUAUGUCUCUUUUUGUACUAAUCUGUGGCAGAGAAGUAUCACAUGCAUGUCUACUUGUGUCGUCAUAGAUGCUAAGAAGACGACAGUGAGGCAUUUGCAGGCUAUGUCUGUAUGACUUCAGCCACUCAAAACUGAGUCUGAUUACAGUAAUAUCAUUCAUUCUUUAGGAAUGUGAGAGUUCUAUGGUAUCAUUCUGAAUGGAAUGCAGCACAUGCAUAUAGAUGAGUGAAGGAAGAUUAAAGAAAAGUUUCAUAACUACAUGGUGAGUCAAAAGUCACAGGACAGGUUUUACAUUAUUUUAUUUUAUUUUUUUAUUUUAUUAUAGACUUUUAUCUCUGGCGUCAUCUCAAACAAAUCAUGUAUGCUGAGAAAAUCUGAAACAAACACUACCUUCAGCAUUGCAUCAUGGAGGCUUGUGACAGCAUAAAAAAUAAAAUAAAAUAAAAUGGUGUCCUCUGACUUUCGACUCACCCAGUACUGUUUUGUAUGCAAACAUUUCUAACAUUUCAAGAAUGUAAGAACUUUUUAUGAAAUAUAUUUCUUAUGUAGAUUUAUUAUUAUUUCGUUUGUGAGUUAGUGCUGUAAGAAGUAGUUUAUGGGGCUGUCAAAUAAUUGAAACAAUCAUAAUUAAUCACAGUAUUUUGUGUAGUUAAUUACAUUUAUUUGCCCAUAUUUUACCCUAAAGAAAACUGUUUUCACAUUAAAAUAGCAGUACAUUUUAUUAUAGCUAUAUGUGCUUUAUCAAAAUGUAUUUAUUAAUGUAUUCAUUAGUUAACUUAAACAUGAAAAUCAUGUGAUUUUCAUAGAGUGAAUGGAGUUUCUCAUUUUCAUGACCAAUGUCCAGUGAGAGUGCAUGUACCAACAGUGGCUACAUGUACCAACCAAUAUAUAUAGGGGAACUGGAGCUCCACUUUGCUUUUGCAUUUGUGGCUUUUGUUGUUCUUUGGUCAAGUUAUCCAUGAUUCUUCCACAAGGUCCAGUGUAGUCUGAUGAAGGUGCUGGUUUCACUUUAAAAGCCAUUUUAAAGCCGUAUUUUAAUGUGAGCGCUAUAAUCAUGGAUUCUAUCAUUUCAACAAACAUGCUGGGCUUCAGCCUGAACUACUAAUGGAUCAAAGGGUCAAUAUAACAAUAUAAUAUUUGUCACUUUAUUAAUGGAUUAAUAAUAUAUUAACACUGACAGCCCUAAUAGUUUUAAUGCACUGUUUGUUCUGUUAUGUACAAUGAUGUUGUCAUACGGUUUCUAUUCUGCUACGGUUUCUGUUCUAUUCUGAGCUGAUUAAACAUUUCUGUUGCAUUUUUAAUAAUUCUGACAAUUUCUUACAUGCUAUUUUUGUAAUGUUUCGGAAGAAUGUGACAAAGUAAUAUGAUUUAAAAUACCAAAAAUAUUCUGCAAUUGUGGUGUAAUACCAAACAUAUUACCCUAAUGUCAAAAGCAGAUGACAUCAAUAAUAUAAUGUAUAUAAUGUAUAUAGAUGGCUCAUGUCAAUUUAAUAUCUGCCUUUAUAUCCUGAUUUAGUUGAUUUACAGUCACAUAUUUCUGUUGGUCCAGGUGUGUGAGGCUCCAGUUCUAAAUAAAGAGUUUAGCACUCUACCUCAUUUAGCAUACCUGUUUCAGCUCAUUAGCAAUGCCUCUGGGAGUUUAGUUUGAUGUGUUAGAGGAGGAAAUACACCAAUCUCUGCAGGGCUGAGCUUAACUCCCCUACUGUUAAUCACUUUUGAAUGAUUUAUUUUACACUAUGUCAGCAUUUGAUAUUCUUAUGUUGAAUAGAUCUAUUUAAAUCUAUUGUAUGUUAUCAACUUUACUAAAUAAAGCUAUUGAAAUUUGCUUUACUAA